AUGGCAUCUUUGCCUCCUCCACCCCCUCCUCCGGGAUGGGGCGCAGCUCCUCCCUCUAUGCCGCUGGCACCACCGCCCCCUGGCUACCAGCCGCCCGCCAACCCGAACGUCGCAAAAUUUGCGCAGAAGAAGCAUGAAUGGUUGCGCACGCAGCGCAGUCGCUUCGGCGAGAAGCGGAAGGGCGGAUUCGUUGAGACACAGAAGGCGGAUAUGCCGCCAGAGCAUCUGCGGAAGAUCGUGAAGGAUAUCGGCGAUGUCUCGCAAAGGAAAUUCACUAACGAGAAGCGCAGCUAUCUCGGUGCGUUGAAGUUUAUGCCUCAUGCGGUCCUGAAGCUUCUGGAGAACAUGCCGAUGCCCUGGGAGUCGGCCCGCGAAGUGAAAGUGCUGUACCACGUCAACGGAUGCUUGACCAUGGUGAAUGAGACUCCGCGCGUCAUCGAGCCGGUCUUCCAUGCCCAGUGGGCAACGAUGUGGAUGUGCAUGCGUCGCGAGAAGAGUGAUCGACGACACUUCAAGCGAAUGCGCUUCCCUCCAUUUGAUGAUGAAGAGCCGCCCCUUUCGUGGUCCGAAAACAUUGAGGAUGUCGAGCCUCUGGAGCCCAUCCAGAUGGAGCUUGACGAGGACGAAGAUGCGGCAGUCUACGAAUGGUUCUACGACCACAGGCCCCUGCUUGAUACACCCCACGUCAAUGGCCCGAGUUACAAGACAUGGAAUCUGUCGCUGCCACAGAUGGCGACACUGCACCGUUUGAGUCACCAGCUGCUCAGCGAUGUGGUAGACGAGAACUACCACCACAUGUUUGAUCUUAACAGCUUCUUCACAGCAAAGGCUCUCAAUGUCGCCAUCCCUGGUGGCCCUCGUUUCGAGCCCCUGUACAAGGACAUUGACCCGAACGACGAAGAUUUCAGCGAAUUCAACGCAAUCGACCGUAUCAUCUUCCGCGCCCCGAUUCGGACCGAAUACCGCGUCACCUUCCCCUUCUUGUAUAAUACCCUACCGCGCAGCGUUAAGGUCGCCUGGUAUUCUCACCCCCAGGUGGUUUACGUCCGCACCGAGGAUCCCAAUCUUCCCGCAUUCUACUUCGACCCAGUCAUUAAUCCUAUUUCCUCCCGUUCCGUCGCCCCCAAGAAUCUCACCGUUAGCCACGAGGAUGAGAUCUUUGGCCCUGGCAACAACGAAGAUGACUUUGAGCUUCCUGGAGAGGUUGAGCCAUUCUUCGAGGAUGAGGAGCUAUACACUGCGGAUACCUCGGCUGCUAUCGCUUUGUGGUGGGCCCCCCACCCAUUCAACAAGCGGUCCGGAAAGAUGGUUCGUGCUCAGGAUGUGCCGCUGGUUAAGCAGUGGUACUUGGAGCACUGCCCUCAAGGCCAGCCCGUGAAGGUUCGAGUGUCGUACCAGAAGCUGCUUAAGACCUAUGUGCUCAAUGAGUUGCACAAGAGCAAGCCAAAAGCUCAGAGCAAGCAGAACUUGUUGAAGACUUUGAAGACAACGAAGUUCUUCCAGCAGACUACUAUUGACUGGGUUGAGGCUGGUUUGCAAGUCUGCCGCCAGGGUUUCAACAUGCUGAAUUUGUUGAUCCACCGGAAGAACUUGACCUAUCUGCAUCUCGACUACAACUUCAACUUGAAGCCCGUGAAAACCCUGACUACCAAGGAGCGCAAGAAGUCUCGCUUCGGAAAUGCUUUCCACCUGAUGCGUGAAAUUCUCCGCCUGACUAAGUUGAUUGUGGAUGCUCAGGUCCAAUAUCGCUUGGGCAACAUCGAUGCCUUCCAGCUGGCUGAUGGUAUCCUGUAUGCCUUCAACCACGUUGGUCAGCUUACCGGUAUGUAUCGGUACAAGUACAAGUUGAUGCACCAGAUCCGUUCAUGCAAAGACUUGAAGCAUUUGAUCUACUACCGGUUCAACUCUGGCCCUGUUGGCAAGGGGCCUGGCUGCGGUUUCUGGGCUCCCGCCUGGCGAGUUUGGCUAUUCUUCAUGCGCGGUAUUAUUCCUCUGCUUGAGAGAUGGCUUGGAAACUUGCUCUCUCGUCAGUUCGAGGGCCGUCACAGCAAGGGCGUUGCCAAGACCGUCACCAAGCAACGUGUUGAAUCCCACUUCGAUCUGGAGCUGCGUGCUUCGGUGAUGGCGGAUCUCAUGGAUAUGAUGCCUGAGGGUAUCAAGCAGAACAAGGUCAAUAUUGUGCUGCAGCAUUUGUCCGAAGCCUGGAGAUGCUGGAAGAGUAACAUUCCUUGGAAGGUUCCUGGCUUGCCUGCGCCUAUUGAGAACAUCAUUCUCCGGUACGUGAAGAGCAAGGCUGACUGGUGGAUUUCUGUCGCCCAUUACAACCGCGAGAGAAUUCGCCGUGGUGCUACCGUCGACAAGACCGUGGCAAAGAAGAAUUUGGGUCGUCUCACUCGUCUCUGGCUCAAGUCGGAACAAGAACGGCAGCACAACUAUCUGAAGGAUGGUCCGUAUGUGUCGUCCGAGGAAGCCGUAGCCAUUUAUACCACUAUGGUCCAUUGGCUGGAGUCUCGCAAGUUUUCGCCAAUUCCAUUCCCGAGUGUUUCAUACAAGCACGACACUAAGAUCCUCAUCCUGGCCCUCGAGCGUCUUCGCGAGUCUUACUCUGUGAAGGGCCGUCUUAACCAGAGCCAGCGUGAGGAACUUGCCCUCAUUGAGCAGGCAUAUGAUUCUCCAGGAACAACACUGGCAAGAAUCAAGCGCUUCCUGCUGACCCAGCGUGCUUUCAAGGAAGUCGGCAUAGACAUGAACGACAACUACAACAACAUCAACCCUGUCUAUGACAUCGAGCCUAUCGAGAAGAUCACCGAUGCCUAUCUGGAUCAGUAUCUGUGGUACCAGGCCGAGCAGCGCCAUCUGUUCCCUGCUUGGAUUAAGCCCUCUGACUCCGAGGUGCCCCCGCUCCUGACUUACAAGUGGACCCAGGGUAUCAACAACCUGUCAAAUGUCUGGGAGACUGCCGAUGGUGAGACCAACGUCAUGAUUGAGACCGAGCUUUCCAAGGUCUACGAGAAGAUCGAUCUUACACUGUUGAACCGCAUGCUCCGCCUCAUCAUGGAUCACAACCUGGCGGACUACAUCACCUCGAAGAACAACGUCCAAUUAAGCUACAAGGAUAUGAACCACACCAACAGCUAUGGUCUGAUUCGUGGUCUGCAAUUCUCGGGCUUCGUGUUCCAGUACUAUGGCUUGAUGAUCGAUCUGUUGCUUCUCGGCUUGCAGCGAGCCAGUGAUAUGGCUGGCCCUCCUCAGAGUCCCAAUGACUUCUUGCAGUUCCGUGACAAGGCUACUGAAACCCGUCACCCCAUCCGUCUCUAUACUCGUUACGUCGACAAAAUCUGGGUUUUCUUCCGGUUCAAGGCCGACGAGUCUCGCGACCUGAUCCAGCGAUUCUUGACCGAAAACCCCGAUCCCAACUUUGAGAAUGUCAUUGGUUACAAGAACAAGAAGUGCUGGCCUCGCGAUUGUCGUAUGCGCUUGAUGCGCCACGAUGUCAACCUCGGCCGUGCCGUCUUUUGGGACAUGAAGAACCGUCUUCCUCGGUCUAUCACCACCAUUGACUGGGAUGAUACUUUCGCCAGUGUCUACAGCAAGGACAACCCCAACUUGCUGUUCUCCAUGAGCGGAUUCGAGGUUCGCAUUCUCCCCAAGAUUCGCAACCAGAACGAGGAGUUCUCGGUCAAGGACAGUGUAUGGUCUCUGGUCGACAGCUCCACCAAGGAGCGGACUGCCCAUGCCUUCCUGCAAGUCACCGAGGAGGACAUUCAGAAGUUCAACAAUCGUAUUCGGCAAAUUCUUAUGUCUUCCGGAUCGACCACCUUCACCAAGAUUGCCAACAAGUGGAACACCGCGCUGAUUGCCCUCUUCACGUACUACCGUGAGGCUGCUGUGUCGACCGUCAACCUUCUCGACACCAUUGUCAAGUGUGAGACGAAGAUCCAGACUCGUGUUAAGAUCGGCCUGAACUCGAAGAUGCCCUCGCGUUUCCCGCCGGCUGUAUUCUACACGCCCAAGGAGCUGGGAGGUCUGGGUAUGAUCUCCGGCUCUCACAUCCUCAUCCCCACCAGUGAUAAGCGCUGGUCCAAGCAGACCGACACUGGCAUUACUCACUUCCGCGCGGGAAUGUCACACGACGAGGAGACCCUCAUCCCCAACAUUUUCCGAUACAUCAUCCCCUGGGAAGCCGAGUUCAUUGAUUCACAGCGUGUAUGGAUGGAGUACUCCCAAAAGCGUAUGGAGGCGCAGCAGCAAAAUCGUCGUCUCACCCUCGAGGAUCUCGAGGACAGCUGGGACCGUGGUUUGCCCCGUAUCAACACCUUGUUCCAGAAGGACCGCAGCACCCUCAGCUUUGACAAGGGUUUCCGUCUUCGUGCUGAGUUCAAGCAGUACCAGUUGAUGAAGAGUAAUCCCUUCUGGUGGACUAGCCAGCGACACGAUGGUAAAUUGUGGAAUUUGAACGCCUACCGAACCGAUGUCAUUCAAGCUCUGGGUGGUGUGGAGACCAUUCUCGAGCACACCCUGUUCAAGGCAACGGCCUUUCCGUCUUGGGAGGGCCUGUUCUGGGAGCGAGCAUGUCUUGCAAAGGGCACGCGUCUGCUCCGCUACGACGGCUCGGAGGUCAACGUCGAGGACGUCAAGGAAGGCGAUGAGCUUCUGGGCCCCGACGGCCAGCCUCGCCGUGCGUUCAAUAUUGUGAGCGGCGAGGAUCGUCUGUAUCGCAUCAAGCUUGGUGCGUCGAAAGAAGACCUUGUCGUCACCCCUAAUCACAUCCUGGUGUUGCACCGCGAGAAGCGCGCAAGGAAUGUCUACGCUGGCCCCUCAAUCCACGCGCAUGCCGACCGCUUCAGCGAGCAGUUUAGGGAACUGCCCGUGCCAAGCUCUAGCCCUGCGGCGGCUGAUCGCCCUAACAACCUGGUCAAGCAACGCGACAACCUCCUCGACGCCCUCAAGAGCGCGAUUGCGUGGGCACUUCGCGCAGAGCGGAGUCCGGUUGGCGCAGCAGCCAUUCGCAACGUGCUGAAUGCUACUGUCGGCCUGAAUACCCACGAUGAAUGCUUCCAGGUCAUCGAGCCGUCCGAGCCAGGUGCCGCCAAGGUGAAGCAUGGGAAGAAGCCCUAUUUCACCUUUGCGUGGGGUAAUACGCAGCGCACCAACAUCAAGGGCCACGCAGCGCAUCCGCCCGUCUUUUUCCCCUCUAGGGAUGAAGCUUUCGCAGCCGCAGUUGCUAAGUCGCGAGAGCUUCGCGCUCGAUGCGACGUGACUCUGGCCAACCUAGGCGAGCGUUUCCGCGCCAAGCUCGCAGAGCGCGACGGAAAAGGCGGAGAGAUUCGAGUGGACGCCAAUCUGCCGAAUAUCUUCCUGCUGUGGAACAAGGGUGGCGCGACCCCGCGCAUUCGCGUGUAUUGCUCGCGUGACUACAAGAAGUAUGGCCGCCAAUACACCUUUGAUUCCAUGCCGGGAGAUGCGCAUGACCUUGGUGCGCAAGAUUCGCAGCUUGGUGCGUCCGACGCGUCGCUUCCCACGGGAUUGCCUGAGGUUAGCGCGGCGGAGCGAUUUGAUACCGUUGAGAUGACGGCCGAAGAAUUUGCCGCGCUUUCUCCCGAAGAGCGCAGCUGGUACCGUGUCUUCCGCUCCCCUGGCUUCGAGUAUCCUGAGCAUGAAGUCCCGGUGCACCCGUACUUCCUCGGUCUCUGGCUUGGUGAUGGAAACCGCCGAAGCACCACCAUCUAUAGCAACCACGAGCAAGCUGUCCGCGAAUUCCUCGUGCAGCAUGCCGCGGAGCUGGAUUUGUACCUUGUGCACCAUGGCGGGCUGAGUUACACAACAGUCGCACGGCACAAGGGCCGCAUUGGUGUCCCGCAAGAGGUUUCGUUCCCGGCCGCGCAAAAGGACGAAACAACCCGUCCGUUAAUCCGCCAAGCUCGCCAGACCAUCCGCAAGCAACGCAUGGAGGAAGCACUGCGUCAUACAAGUCCCUCUCCACCUCCUGCUCACGAAAAGCGUGGGCUGUCUUCAAGCGUUGAAUCCACCCCGCGCCACAAGCGCCAAGUUCUCUCGGAGAUACCAGAGACUCCACCAAUUUGGCCUGGUGCGCUUGGCGAGUCAGACGUGCCUCCCUCUACGCAGACCGCUGGCGCUGCCUCGAGUGCCCUUUGCUCCCUGCCUCCCGCGCUUGGCUCGCUGCUCUCCGCAAUUCGCCCGCCGGCUUGCGCACCUAGCGCGCAGCCCGCAACGCAGCCCACUCAUGCUGCAGAAUGCGGACCAAGCUUGUUCUCCCAUCCACCACAGAAGCCUGUAUCGCGCUCCGUUUCUGCGCUCUCCGCUCGUGCCGCCUCGGGAGCACCCAGCUCGUUGUCGCGUGCGCCAAGCUCACUGUCGCAGGAGGUCUUCGCCACCGACGCUGAUCCCGAUGAAAUCCCUGAAUCUACCUCCGAUCAGCGCGGUGCAGUCUACGAUGAUGACGCUUGGGACUUUGAGUUCCCAUCUGCGGCUGACGCAGACUGGACCGGGGCCGCCUCCAAGCUGGGUUCUGACCCUGAGAUCAUCGAGCUUGCUGAGAAGUCCGAACAGCGACUCGUCGAAGAGGAGGAUGAGGAAGAGAAGCUAGAUUUUGAUCUACUUCUUACAGACAGCGAGGAUGAGGAUGGUGAGGACAAGGUGCGCGAGGAUGCGGAGUUCGACGCUGCGGACAACGUCGAUCCCAGCAAGCUUGCGACUCGCCGGCGUAAUCACCGCCUUCAAACCGGCCAAAGCGCGUAUGGCGAUCUCUCGCACGAUGAGCAGCAAACUCUACUCCGCGAGGUAGUCACGCAAGCUGGCGGGGCGUCUUCCAACACCUUGAUGCGGGCACUGCGUAGCUUAGGGGUUGUCGCAUCAAGCACCACCACUGGCCCAGAACUUGAUACCAAGCAUAUUCCGCAAUGCUAUCUGAAGAACUCACGCGCUGUUCGCCUUGCGGUGCUUGCAGGUCUCAUCGAUAGCGAUGGCUGGUAUGUGUUCCCGGAGAAUAUGCUGGGCUUUGCGCAAAGCGCGAAGUGGCACAAGAAGCUUUUCUGGGAUGUGGUAGCGCUUGCUCGAUCGCUUGGCCUGAGCGUAUGGACCAAGCAGAUAGAAGCGUGGAAUCCUAAGCACACCAAGCGUACUCCGCAGCUUGUUGCGCAGAUUUUUGGAAAUGUUGCUGAAGUGCCUUGUCUCCUCGCACGGAAAAAGGGUUGCGAGCGGUAUAUCCCCCAGAUGCAUAGCUUUAUGAUCAAGGAUAUCAGCUUGGAACCCCAUGCGACGCAGUGGGCUGGGUUCCGAGUGGACAAAGAUCAGCUAUAUUUGCGCCACGAUUACCUUGUUCUGCACAAUUCCGGUUUCGAAGAAAGUAUGAAAUUCAAGAAGCUCACCAACGCCCAGAGAUCUGGUUUGAACCAGAUUCCUAACCGUCGAUUCACUUUGUGGUGGUCCCCCACCAUCAAUCGUGCGAACGUUUACGUUGGUUUCCAAGUUCAGCUUGACCUGACGGGUAUUUUCUUGCACGGCAAGAUCCCCACUCUCAAGAUCUCGCUGAUCCAGAUUUUCCGCGCCCAUUUGUGGCAGAAAAUCCACGAGUCUGUGGUCAUGGAUUUGUGUCAGGUGUUUGACCAGGAGCUAGAGCAGCUUGGCAUUGAAGCUGUGCAGAAGGAGACUAUUCAUCCUCGUAAGUCUUACAAGAUGAACAGUUCCUGUGCCGAUAUCCUGCUCUUCGCGACGAACAAGUGGAACGUUACCCGGCCUUCUUUGUGCUUCGACACCAAGGAUGUCUACGAGCCUACCACGACGAACAAGUUCUGGCUGGAUGUGCAGUUGCGAUACGGUGACUACGAUUCCCACGACAUUGAGCGUUAUGUUCGUGCCAAGUACCUCGAUUACACCACUGACAGCAUGAGUAUCUACCCUUCGGCUACUGGUUUGAUGAUUGGCAUUGAUCUUGCCUACAACCUGUACUCUGCUUAUGGCCAGUACUUCCCUGGUCUGAAGACUCUGAUCCAGCAGGCCAUGGCCAAGAUCAUGAAGGCCAACCCCGCCUUGUACGUUCUCCGUGAGCGUAUUCGCAAGGGUCUACAGCUGUACGCCUCAGAGAGCAACCAGGAGUUCCUCAACUCUCAGAACUACUCCGAGCUUUUCAGUCCGCAGAUCCAGCUGUUCAUUGAUGACACCAAUGUCUACCGUGUCACGAUCCACAAGACCUUCGAGGGUAACUUGACCACCAAGCCCAUCAACGGUGCAAUCUUCAUCUUCAACCCUCGCACUGGGCAGUUGUUCCUGAAGAUCAUCCACACCAGUGUGUGGGCUGGUCAGAAGCGUCUAGGUCAGCUCGCCAAGUGGAAGACAGCUGAAGAAGUUGCAGCGCUCAUCCGAUCUCUGCCUGUGGAAGAGCAGCCGAAACAACUCAUCGUCACUCGUAAGGGUCUUUUGGACCCUCUCGAAGUUCACUUGCUCGAUUUCCCGAACAUCUCUAUCCGUGCCUCUGAGCUUCAGCUGCCCUUCCAAGCUGCCAUGAAGGUCGAGAAGCUUGCUGAUAUGAUCCUUCGCGCCACUGAGCCCCAAAUGGUCCUCUUCAACCUCUACGAUGAGUGGUUGAAGUCCAUCUCCCCAUACACAGCUUUCUCUCGUCUGAUCUUGAUUCUCCGUGCCCUUCAUGUCAACAUUGACAAGGCCAAGAUCAUACUUCGUCCCGAGAAGAGUGUGAUUACCCAGGAGCAUCACAUUUGGCCCUCGCUCCCCGAUGAAGACUGGAUCAAGGUCGAAGUGCAGCUUCGUGAUCUGAUCUUGAACGACUAUGGCAAGAAAAACAAUGUCAACGUGCAGAGUUUGACUAGCAGUGAGGUUCGAGAUAUCAUCCUCGGUAUGGAGAUCAGUGCGCCCUCGCUCCAACGUCAGCAAGCUGCCGAGAUCGAGAAGCAGCAGGAGGAGGCCAAGCAGCUCACCGCCGUUACGACCAAGACCCAGAACGUGCGUGGUGAAGAUAUCAUUGUUACGACAACCUCGCAGUACGAGCAGCAGUCCUUCGCCUCAAAGACCGAGUGGCGCACUCGUGCCAUCGCAACCUCGAACUUGCGGACUAGGUCGAACAACAUCUAUGUCUCUUCAGACGAUAUCCGCGAUGCCGGCUACACCUACAUCAUGCCGAAGAACAUUCUCAAGCGGUUCAUCACCAUUGCCGAUCUUCGUGUCCAGGUCACCGGCUACAUCUACGGUAGCUCGCCACCAGACAAUGAUCAGGUCAAGGAGGUCCGCACUAUCGUCAUGGUUCCUCAGGUUGGCAAUACCCGGGAUGUCCAGCUGCCGCACCAGCUGCCUCAGCACGACUACCUGAACGGCUUGGAGCCGCUUGGCGUCAUUCACACCGUCUCGGGCAAUGAACCCCCGUACAUGUCGGCGGCAGAUGUGACCCAGCACGCGCGCCUGAUGAACUCGCACCCGUCGUGGGAUAAGAAGACCGUGACUAUGACUGUUUCCUUCACUCCCGGCUCUGUCUCGCUUGCCGCCUGGGGUCUCACCCCCGAUGGCUACAAGUGGGGUGCUGAGAACAAGGACAUGAGCUCGGACCAACCGCAGGGUUUCUCCACCAGCAUGGGUGAGAAGUGUCAGCUGCUGCUCAGUGACCGUAUCCGCGGCUACUUCCUUGUUCCCGAGGACAACCUGUGGAACUACAGCUUCAUGGGAAGCUCGUUCGGCGGAGUUGAGAAGCGACCUAUCUACGUGAAGAUCGAUACUCCGCUACGCUUCUACGAUGACCAGCACCGCCCCCUGCACUUCCAGAAUUUUGCCGAGUUGGAAGAUAUUUGGGUUGAUCGGACGGACAACUUUGAGUAA
This is a messenger RNA of Penicillium canariense, 9840 nucleotides long. It is a transcript of the gene prp8, whose product is annotated as U4/U6-U5 snRNP complex subunit PRP8. Gene Ontology annotation, cellular component: U5 snRNP; catalytic step 2 spliceosome. The record is from RefSeq and is a predicted model, not a curated record. NCBI's taxonomy places the organism in Eukaryota, Fungi, Ascomycota, Eurotiomycetes, Eurotiales, Aspergillaceae. The transcript has 2 exons. Bases 1 to 9840 code for a protein of 3279 amino acids. Gene Ontology annotation, biological process: spliceosomal tri-snRNP complex assembly; mRNA splicing, via spliceosome; intein-mediated protein splicing. Gene Ontology annotation, molecular function: pre-mRNA intronic binding; U2 snRNA binding; metallopeptidase activity.